AUGGCGGAAAAACCGCAGAUUUUGGAUCUUCGACGAUCAAAGAUGCUGGCCGCUAUGGGCAUACAGGUCUGGCAUCUGCGUCCAGCAGCGGGUGAGACCCCGGAGUCUGCUCCGGAACCGCCGUUGAAGCCCUCCCUGCCGGUGCCUGAUAGACCCGAUCCUGCGCCCGUGCCUGCGCCAGUCAAGACAACUGUGGAAACACCCACAACAUCGGCUACAGAGCCACCGCCGGUACCCCUGGAAUUUGUCUGGGUUAAAGGCACAGCAUCCAUGCUUGUUUUCAGUAGCGCUGCCAGUGCGGCAAUCAUUGCGCAUGCCAAGGAUGUGCUCCGUUAUGCAGAUUGGCGGACACAACACAGUGCGCCAAGCUCACUUAAGACCGGCGAGUUUAAGUGGCCGCAGCUGUUGGAUACAACAACCGGGACACCUGGGCGGGCAUUGGGUGUGUUUAUUGAAAAGCACUUUCCUGAUGAAUGCCCCUGGUUUCUGGUGGCGGAUGAUCUGGCGGACGAUCUGCUGCCCUGGUUGCGUCAAUGUUUGCCAGAUAUGGAAAACACUCCAGCAGAUCGGCUAACCCACCGGGAGAUGUCUCUCACCGACCUCGAUCAGGCAUCUUUAUGGAUUGUUUUCGAGGGUAAUGGUCUGGGUCGUGUCUUUAUGCAUCACCUUAUAAAACUUGUUGGUAAGUUGGGCGCGCAGACAAUGUUCCUGGAGGUGGGUCUGCGCAAAGAUUAUUAUCAGUCAGAAGAUGGGCGGGAAGUUAUUCAUCCUGUGCAGAACGCCAUAGAAAAUCGGCGCACGUUCGCCAUCAUCUCGCACCCGGAUGCGGGUAAAACAACCAUGACCGAAAAACUGCUGUUAUUCGGCAAUGCCAUCAAGCUUGCUGGUGCAGUUAAAUCCCGUAAAACGGACCGCCAUGCGAUGUCUGACUGGAUGACGAUGGAGCAGGAGCGGGGUAUUUCCGUGACCACCUCAGUGAUGCAGUUUCCGUAUCGGGGCCGCACAGUCAAUCUGCUUGAUACACCGGGGCACGAAGAUUUUUCUGAAGACACGUAUCGAACGCUGACGGCAGUGGAUUCCGCGCUCAUGGUUAUUGAUGGUGCCAAAGGUGUGGAACCAAGAACCAUCAAAUUGAUGGAAGUCUGUCGUCUUCGUGACACCCCAAUCAUUACGUUUAUCAAUAAGUUAGACCGUGAAGUUCGCGACCCAAUAGAAGUCAUGGACGAGAUCGAAGACAUUCUGCAGAUUGAAUGUGCACCGAUGAACUGGCCCAUUGGUAUGGGGCGUGGUCUGAAAGGCAUAUACGAUCUGGUCAAUGAUCGAAUUAUCGAAUACCGACAGGGACAGGGGCAUCAUGUUUAUGAAUUCAACGUGAUCAAAGGACUGGCCAGCGAUGCAGCCAAAACAUUGCUGGGACAUGAUUACGCUGACGUAUGUGAUGAAAUUGAACUGGUACGAGGUGCAAGCCACACGUUUAAUCACGAAGAUUUUUUAAAAGCAGGGCUGACGCCGGUUUAUUUUGGCACUGCAUUGGGAAAUUUUGGCGUCCAGCAGAUGCUUGACGGCUUUGCGACUUAUGCACCACCGCCCCAACCUCGUGAGAGCAUGGAACGUCUGGUUGAUCCUGGUGAAGACAAGUUUUCAGGUUUUGUUUUCAAAAUACAGGCGAAUAUGGAUCCCAAACACCGGGACCGCAUUGCUUUUUUGCGGGUCUGCUCGGGUCGCUAUGAACAGGGCAUGAAAAUGCAGCAUCUGCGUUUGGGUAAGUCCAUCAGAAUAACCGAUGCAGUCACGUUUAUGGCGGGUGAUCGUACCCACGCUGAAGAAGCAUUUGCAGGUGACAUCAUUGGCUUGCACAAUCAUGGCACGAUCCAGAUCGGUGAUACGUUCACUGAAGGCGAGGCGCUGAAAUUCAAAGGCGUACCAAAUUUUGCCCCUGAACUGUUCCGUCGAGUGCGGGUGAAAGAUCCUUUGCGCUCCAAGCAACUUGAAAAGGGUAUUACUCAGCUUGCUGAAGAAGGUGCUUCCCAGGUUUUCUUUCCGCUCAACAAAAAUCAGAUUGUUGUAGGCGCAGUUGGCGUCCUCCAGUUUGACCUGGUGGCCUAUCGGUUGCAGGACGAAUAUCGCGCGGAAUGUAUCUGGGAAGACGCCAGCAUCGCCGCUGCCCGCUGGGUACAGUGUGAAGAUGAAAAAAUGCUUACGGAUUUUAAGAAUAAGAACCAGGAAAACCUCGCCAUAGACGGUGGUGGUUACCUGACUUAUCUGGCAACCAGCCGGGUCAACCUGCAGGUGGUGACAGAGCGCUGGCCGGAUGUGAAGUUUACCAAAACCCGCCAUCAGGUCACCGUUGCUGAAAACGGUGAACAGGCUGUUGAUUGUGUCAGUAAAGACGUCUUCGAUCUGGUCAUUACUGAUCUGAUCAUGCCAGAGAAGGAAGGCCUCGAGACCAUUGCCGAUAUUCGACGGCAGUAUGCGCAGCAGCAGCGUAGAACAACCAUCGUGGUAUCGACCGAAGCACUGACCUUGCAGAUUGUAGAUGCCGCAGGUCGUCAGGGCAGCGAAGUAGAGCUGGCGUUGUUGGUUGCACAGAUUAUAGAUCCACCUGAGAACCCCGCACAGUUCGUGCAACGUAUGCAGGUUUCGCUGAACGACCUUGCACAAUGUGUAGAUCGCAGUGAUGCGGAUGUUGUCGAUGGCGUUCUGCAAACUCUGCAGCAAGCCGGUUUCAGCCAGCCCAGUCAGCCACAACAAAAGAUCACGGAGCACCACAGCCAUCUUGGGUGGGUGUUGCAGAAUCGGCAGGGCAUCCCUAUUUCUCUGGCGGUUGUGCUCAUUGCCGUGGUCAUUUUCUGGUUAACCUUGAAGGUCGACUGGUUGAUCCGUUGA
Molecule: messenger RNA, 2886 nt
Organism: Symbiodinium necroappetens
Lineage: Eukaryota; Dinophyceae; Suessiales; Symbiodiniaceae
Source: the annotation of a GenBank genome assembly